GACUCACUGUUUGCUCAAACAACGCUUUUUCUCCACAUGGCUCUGAACCUCCCCUGUUAAUUUCUCAUUCUAGUCCACAGCUGAUUUCUAGGGGAACAAGUUAAGAGCAGAGGGCCAUGGGGAACAAAAAGAGUUGGGAUGUGGAGCUCAAUGGGACUGUGAUUGUGCCAGAGACAAAGGCAAAGCCACGGAAGGGGGAGGAUGAGCUAGAAGAAAGAGGCCAGUGGACCAACAAAGUAGAAUAUGUGCUUUCUGUGGCUGGAGAGAUCAUCGGUCUGGGAAACGUUUGGCGAUUUCCUUAUCUCUGCUACAAGAAUGGAGGUGGGGCCUUCUUAAUUCCAUAUGCCAUCUUUCUCUUUAUCUGUGGAAUUCCAGUCUUCCUCUUGGAGACAGCCUUGGGACAAUAUACCAGUCAAGGAGGAAUCACUGCCUGGAGAAAGAUCUGUCCUAUCUUUGAAGGAAUUGGAUAUGCUUCACAAGUGAUUGAAUCUUAUCUGAAUAUUUAUUACAUUGUCAUUCUGUCUUGGGCCCUAUUUUACCUCUUUAACUCCUUCUCAGCUGUAUUACCCUGGUCCAAUUGCAAUAAUUACUGGAACUCAGAAUACUGUGUGGAUGUUCUGAAUGUCUCUGAUCCUGGGAAUAACACUAAUGCCACCUCUCCAGUUAUCGAGUUUUGGGAGAGACGAACGCUGAAAAUAACAGAAGGUCUUCACAACCUGGGCACUGUGCGCUGGGAGUUGGCCCUCUGCCUCUUGCUGGCCUGGAUCAUCUGCUAUUUCUGCAUCUGGAAAGGAGUCAAGUCCACUGGCAAAGUAGUCUACUUCACUGCUACUUUCCCUUACCUAAUGUUGAUCGUGCUGCUAAUUCGAGGAGUCACACUCCCUGGGGCUUUAGAUGGAAUUAUAUUCUACUUAAACCCAGACAUUUCCAGAUUGGCUGAUCCUCAGGUAUGGAUGGAUGCAGGCACUCAGAUCUUCUUUUCUUAUGCCAUAUGCCAAGGAUGCUUGACAGCUCUUGGCAGCUACAACAAAUAUAACAACAAUUGUUACAGAGAUUCCUUCAUGCUUUGUUUCCUGAACAGUGCCACAAGCUUUGUGGCGGGAUUUGCCAUCUUCUCUGUUUUGGGCUUCAUGGCACAGGAACAAGGUGUCCCCAUUUCAAAAGUGGCUGAAUCAGGUCCUGGCCUAGCAUUUAUUGCUUAUCCCAAAGCAGUAACCAUGAUGCCUAUAUCCCAGCUGUGGGCCUGUUUGUUCUUCCUUAUGUUGAUCUUCUUGGGGCUGGACAGUCAAUUUGUCUGUGUUGAGAGCUUAGUGACUGCCAUUGUUGACUUGUUCCCGGAAGUCUUCCGUAAGAAAGGACGUAGGGAGCUGCUGAUCCUGGGCAUUGCUGUGAUCUGCUAUCUCAUUGGCUUGCUGCUGGUCACAGAGGGCGGGAUGUACAUAUUCCAGCUGUUUGAUUAUUAUGCAGCCAGUGGAACGUGCCUUCUCUUUCUUGCCAUCUUUGAAGUCAUCUGCAUUGCGUGGGUUUACGGAGCUGAUCGUUUUUCUGACAAUAUUGAAGAUAUGAUUGGCUACAAACCCUGGCCCCUGAUUAAAUACUGCUGGCUCUACCUCACACCUGGUCUUUGUCUGGCUACCUUCCUGUUUUCACUCAUUAGAUACCAACCCCUCAAAUACAACAAUGUUUAUGAAUAUCCUCCGUGGGGGAUUGCAGUGGGUUGGGUGUUGGCGUUGUCUUCUAUGAUCUGCAUACCAUCUUAUAUUAUAUUCAGCUUCCUGAGAACCAAAGGAUCUUUCAAAGAGCGCAUAUGCCAACUCACUGCUCCAUCCGAAGACUUGCCCCAGCCAAAGAAGCAUCUGAUUGGCAGUUCUCAGUGGGAAUGUUCUGAAGUGGGAUCCCAGCAGCCAAUCAAGGAAGUACUUGGCAAGACGGGGAAGGAAACCAACUUCUAGAGCUUUCUGACAUUCUGGAAGAGUCUCUCCAUGUUUCUGAAGACUUCUGCUUAUAUCCAGGCUGAGUUUCCUCCGAGGUCUUCCUUAUUCUCUUCAGAUGUCAGUAAUGCUUAAGAACUGAUCAUGGGAUGGAAAAGAACCAACCCUUGUUUUACCAUGAGUAAAAGAGCAGCAGCAAAAUCAUCGCGGUGGGGAUCAUGGCUCAAGAUCUCCAUGAAACCCUUCUCGUUGACAUUGUUGGAGAAUGGAGUAUCACUUUGUGCAUGCUGCAUAUACAUCUAUGAUCUAUCAUCUUGAACUGUGUUGUGUUCUAUUUGCAAGAAUUAAAUACGCAGCACAAUCAGGUUACCUGAAAACCAUCUGUUGAAGAUGGUCAAGCAGAGUCAUCAUUUCUUUAAUCAUUCUUCUACUGCUACCUCCACUCUUUGAUGCAAUGUUAACAAUUCUGUGAAAAAUCCCUAAUCCAGGAACCUCUGAGAUUAGCCAAAUUUGUACUCAUGUGACAGCAGGAUGAAUGCGUCUUGGACGAAUUUGAUGGAUUACUUUUUUUUCUAUUGUUCUCAAUGGUUUACAUAAAUCUGCUACAGGUGAGGGCCUCUUUCAACGAACAUCAUACCAAUCUAUUUGGAGUUUCUAAAUUAAGAUUGAUUGAACAGUCUCUCCCACUGGUGACAGCCCAGAGGAGGGAAAAGUGGCAAAUUGGAAGCAAAAUAAUUUUGUGAGAUACUUCCUUCACAUUCUCUCCCUUAUCUUUUGGAGAAAAGAUUGGCACUGAAAGGCUGACAGUCUUUCAGGAUGAAUAUACCUCAACUGACAGUGCUCUAUGUGAUGUUUUUGAGUUGUUGGAAAACUAAGGGGGAAAAGUGACUCAAGUGGGAACUGCUGCAAAAAGGAAAUACCCAAAUUGCCUUAGUGUUUGUGGGAAGCAGUAAGAAAUAACCAACUUGAGAAUGAGCCACUCCUGGACAAGUAUCUUGGCACAGCGAUGCAAAAACUUGCAUAUGAUCAAUAACACAAAAGUAACAAAAUAAGAAAUGCAAUUUACAAUCAGCCAGGAGAACGAGAGUUGUGCAGAGCUAGCUGGUUUGCCUGCCUGUAUUUCCUAUGUAACUGCUCUUUUUUAAAAAGACAAUUUAAUAUACUCUUAUGCAGCAUGAAUGUCCUCAGAAUUUCUCCCAUAGCACUUAGUACUCCUACAAAUUGACAGAAUUCUUUGUUUCUUUGCAUCUGUUUUCAGAAAUGCCCUGUAUCCCAAGCAAUGCAGUUUUCAAGAAAUUGUAUAUACAAUUGAAGUCAUUGUCCCUUGCUGUGAUAGUGCUUGUGAAUUUGACUUUUCCGCAGAGGCAUUUCUGUAAAAUAUAAAAAGUUAAAACGGUGGCCAUAAUUGUAUAAUUAAAGCCUUGCCCCCCCCCCCUGCUUUUUUUUUGCAGGAGUUGCACCAGUGAUGCAUAUAAAAAAGGGGUAGGGCUUGUAGUCCCCAUUUGGAUUGCCACUAACAGCCCUGCUUCCAACCUACCUUUAAAUAACAUUGCCCAAAGCAGGAAAUUUUCUAUUGUUACUAGGUUGCAUGAUGCUAUUUCAGACUGCAGUAGAAAAUGUUUAAGGUUUAUUUGAGAUGAAGAUUAAAUGUUAUAUUCAUUUAUCUGAGAGCAAGUACAUAGUACAGGUUAGGGGUGUCAAACUGGUGGACCAUGGGUCGGAUGCACCAAGUGUAGCCCAUGCCCUAUGUCACAAAAUGUUGGGCAUGGCCUACGUGCAAAACAUCACAUGACGCAGCGAGUUUGACACCCGUAGCACAGGUAGUCCUUGACUUGCAACCACAAUUGAGCCCAAAAUUUCAUGUUGCUAAGUGAAACAUUUGUUAAGUAAGUUUUGCCCCAUUUUACAUCUUUUCUUGCCACCGUUGAUCAGUGAAUCACUGCCAUUGUUAAGUUGGUAACACAGUUGUUAAAUGAAUCGGGCUUCCCCAUUGUCUUUUGCUUGUCAGAAGAUUACAAAAUGAGAUCAUGUGAUCCCGGGACAGUGCAGCUGUCAUAACUAUGAGUCUGUGGUGAAGUGCCUGAGCAUUGAUCACGUGACCAUGGGAAUGCUGCAAUGGUUGUAAGUGUGGGAAACUGUCGUAAGUCACUUUUUUCAGUGCCGUUGCAACUUUGAAUGGUCACUGAAUGAAUGCUUGUAAAUUGAGGAUUACCUUCCCUUGAA
Pseudonaja textilis is the source of this 4154-nucleotide messenger RNA. RefSeq names its product sodium- and chloride-dependent betaine transporter-like. Gene Ontology annotation, molecular function: gamma-aminobutyric acid:sodium:chloride symporter activity. Gene Ontology annotation, biological process: amino acid transport; nitrogen compound transport; sodium ion transmembrane transport. The record is from RefSeq and is a predicted model, not a curated record. Lineage: Eukaryota; Metazoa; Chordata; Lepidosauria; Squamata; Elapidae. Gene Ontology annotation, cellular component: cell projection; plasma membrane.